AUACUAUGACAAUCCGUUUCUUUACUCUUAACUGUCGCUAUGACAGCUUUGCUAUAAAAACAUUUUUUUAUAAAAUGAAAAAUAUUCAAAAAUAUUAGUAAAUAAAUAACAAAAAUAUCAUAAAUAGAAACAGUUAUGCCCAAAAAAACACCAUGUAAAUGCCCACCGAGGGUACAGAAAGUAUGUAAACAAGGCAAGGACACAAGCUGCAGAGAUGUCGCCGAUAUCAUCCAGGCUCUCACCUGCGAAGCUGAAUCGGUUAGCAACGAAAAACCAAAGUUAAAAGUACCAAAGUUCAAAACCAAAAAAUUUAAAUCAAUAUGUAGGGAACCCUUCGUGCCCAUGGCUCCGCCCAUGGAAAUUAGAUUAAGAUACAUUAGCCAUUGUCCAUUGCAAGCUCCAGGAAGGGAAGGAAAGCAAAAGCCAUACAGUCGAUUUAAUUUCGACUCGACUUCCGAAGACGAAUGCAGCGGAAUCUUGAGAACUGGGAGGAAGAGAGAAAAGUACAAGAAGAAAGUGCGGUACUUCGACCUCUUGCCUGGUGACAUCAUGUUGCCCAAACCAGUGCCUGUUAUAAAGCAUACAGCUUCGGAUAAAUCUAUUUUUAAUGUUGCCAGUCCUAAAAUGAGCGGCGAAAAUGUCCAAGUGCAACGUGCUUCCGUGAAGCCCGGGGAGAUGAAGCCGCCACUCCCACCGAAAUCUGGACACGAAUUAUACAAACCUCACAGCGGCAUUAUAAUCAAUAAAGAUAAGGAAUUCGCUCCCGACGCCGUGCCUGGUGGACUUACCAAAGUGCCAGGCAAGGAAAAGAAGAAAAAGCCGUGUCACAAAGGAGGGGUAUGCAACAGGAAAACUUGCACCAGAAAGAAAUGUAGAAAAUAUGCAGCUGCUAUGAAAAAACGCCAAGGAUCCCGAAAGUCAAGAAGCCAAUCAGACGUGCCGUACCCGCAAGGCACGACGGACGGCAAGCCGCGCGCGCGCGGACAGCGGCGGCGCCGCGCGCCCGAAGAGGACGACACCUGCGGCCUCGACGACAUCCCCAACCCCGAACACGCUCAAAUACCGCUGAAUCUGAAGAAAGGAAUGUUCGAGACGCAUUCUCUGACCGUGCUGCCGUGCAAUAAGGAGAAGAGAGGCGAACUCCACUACGGAAUACUCACUGGCUCAUUCAACAUGUACGACAACAAGUUCGGUGGCAGGUCCAGAGGCAGACAAGCGUUGACGAUGAGCGUGAUGGCAUACUGCCUGGCCUUCCACUACCACCCCAAGCAGUGGACCAUGAAAUUGGUGGACAACUUGGUGGACGCUGGCGACCAAUGGUACAUGCAAUGUUUGGAGAAGGUGCACGACCACUCCGCUGUGCAAGGAAUCUGCGAAGUUUUGCCUUUCGGGAAGAAACAGACACUUGUGCUGAACGGGAAGAGAAUGCAGGUCCUCCUCGGGGAGCCCGACAUUGUCGGCUACACCAUGUCGCUGGACCCCACCAUCUACAACCUGUGCCGGGGGCUGAAAGCCUUCUUUAAAGAUAACCGCGCCGGCAUCUUCAUGUCUAGAGUGUUGAAACUAGUGAUUUGGAAAGACAAAAUAUGCUACUAUAUUUUCGACCCAGCGGGCAGGGACUCGAGGGCAUAUUCCAACUACGCGAAGGGAUGCGCCGCUCUUAUCAACGUCAAGGACUUAGAAGCCGUGUCUGAAGUCGUGUUAGCCCGAAGUGUAGUCGAAGACCAAAAAUUCGUCCUUGCGCCAGUAAAAGUACUCAAAAUGGUCGAUGAAAAAUGCGACGACGAUUUAGAAUCAGAAAGAGAAUUCACACAAGCUGAAAAAGCUAUGAUGGGAUACCGAAUUUUGAACGAAAAUUGUGCCAUAGUCAAUGCCAAUAUGCAUUUAGGUGACAGAUGUUUCGAAGAAGCGAAAUUCAGACAAGCUUUGCCUAUAUCCGUGGUUGCGAUGACUUACGCUAAAAUCUCACCCCCGAACACGUGGUAUUCUAAGACGUUAGACAAAAUAUUACGCUUAGGAAACAAACUGUUUGUGGACUGCAUGCACCCUAAAGUAAUGAUCGAUAUUUCCAUAGACAACAUACCUAAUGAGAUAAUCGUCGGACCGUACGCGUGCGAAAUCAUAAUAUAUCGAGAGAGAGUCAAAGGGCAGCUUUUUACUACGAAAGAAUGUUUGUUGAAUAUCAAGACGGGAUUGGAGGAAUUUUUUAGUCACGAGUACAAUAGUGGUAUAUUGGAUUUCAAUAACUAUACUCUGGCCGUAUGGAGACAGAAAGAUAUGUAUUAUUUGUUCGACCCGUACCCGCGGACGAACGAUGGGAUGCGAUCGUUCAAAGUCGGUAAAGCGUGUUGCUUCAUGCUUCUGAAUCCAGAGACUAUGGCUGAAGUGUUCACUAAGAACUGGGACUACUUGCCAGCGACCACACAGUUCUAUAUUCACGCGUUCAAAGUACUCAAAUUGAAGAAGAGACAGCCGAAGAUGCAAAUAGUAUGCACUCUAAGCGACGAGCAGCUGCCGGGCGCUAAGAAGAAGGCCAACCGCGAAGUGUUGCCAGUGUACCAGGCGCAGGGCGACGGGAAGGCCAUCAUGCAGGAUGUGUUGCCAGUCGAGAGGCCCGGCGGGGAAAAGCCAUUGGAUGAAGAGCAGAUGGGUGACAUAAUAUCUUUAGUGGACAGUAUUCAAGAGGACUACCUGCCGCCGAUACCGUUGCGUUACAAGAAAAUGGGCCCGGAACCGCUCGAAGAGAGGAUUGUGAACCUGGACUCGCCGACGGUGUCGGUGACGCAGGUGGUCCCGCCGUGGCCGAAGCCCCGCGACAAGUCUAACGAGAUGCCCGAGCCCGACCCCGACCGCGAGCCCACGCCGCCGCCCACGCCGCCCCCCGCACCCCCACCGGAGGGAGGUGAAGAAGCGGAGGAGGAAGAAGAAGAGGAGGACGAAGAGACGAUCAAACGCAAGAAGGAGGAGGAGGCGGCCCGCAAGGCGGAGGAGGAGGAGGCGCGACGCAAGGCGGAGGAGCUCCCGCCCGAGAUGCCGCCGCCGCCGCCCACGCCGCAGUCCGAGGUCGAAGUGCCGCUGGCGCCCAUGCAAGAUGUCCCCGCAGAAGAGGAAGUCCAGACGGCAGCCGCGACCAACGUCGACCGCCGCAUCCUUCUCACUGAGGACGCCCGCUACAGGUUCAAACUGCGACAACUGCGAAACAAGAUGACCCCUCCACUCAACGAGGCCCUCAUCGAAGGCACCCCCUCAGAGGAACUCCUCAAACCCAGCAACUUCAAAGACUUGCCCGAUACCUCACAAAUGGUUCGAGGCUCUGCGGCUAUAUCUGAAGCGAACGCUGUCGAUCAACUACCGUUCGCAUCGAUUAUGGCGAUCGUGACGUCAUAUAAAUACAGCAUUAACACAUGGACCCCGGCGAUAGUCAGCUUCGUCGUGGACACCGCUCAGAAGUUGUAUGCCAAUAAAAAAGACAAAUUCCAACUGGCCCCGUUGCAUAUUAUACCGAAAAUUGCUAUCGGACAUCAGGCAUACCACGCCAACAUCGACGUGGUAGGCGAAGGCGUCUCCUGGCAAAUGGAAGAGAUUCUCGCGAAUAAAUUCCUGACGAAGUACGACCGCGGCAUGAUCACCACCUCCAACUAUAGUUGUGCGUUCUUCAAGCGAGCCGGGCUUUAUUAUCUGUUCGAUGGCAGCAGCUGUAACGCCAUGGGCAUUAGAGACGGGAAGGACAAGGGCAAGGCCUGCUUCCUGAGGUUCAAGACCUUGCAUGAUCUUGUUAGCAGAGUAUUGUUCAACAAGGACGGAAAAAAUGAAGAUCAACAAUUCAUUCUAAGUAGAAUUUUAGUACGGAGACUUAUGAGUGAGCCGCGGAUGAAGUUGCCGGAGGACUACGACUACCAGACAAUGAAAACUAAAAAUAAAAAAUCCAAAUCGUCCCUGGCUCCGUCAUCGAACGACAAGAAGACCACGUCGUUGGAAGUGUCGGACGUCAAGAGCCAGCCGGCCCUGGGCUACCAGCUGGUGGACGGCGUCUACCGCGUGGAAGGUACCACCGCACUCAAAGACAGGAAGAAGACUACCGACGUCAAAUCCUGCCAUUUCGUCAGUUUGAUAGCGAUGCUGAUGGCGGCCAUGCAUCCCAUCCGCACCUGGGAUCAGCUCAUGGUGGACACUUGCAUAGAAAAAGGGCUAGAGAUACACGAAAAGGCGACCAACUUGAGUGUUUGUGAAAAGAGAGUAAUAAAAAAUGUGCUAUUGGAUGGAAAAUUUAUCAACAUAAAUAUAAAGAAAAUUAUCGUCGUCAAUGAGAACCCCGAGAAGAGGCUCGAGCAGUAUUUGAAAGCUGUAAUGAGGAGACUGCGGUACGUUAUAAUAAGAUAUCCUCAGUGCAGUAUGGUGAUCUGUCAAACAGGCGGAUAUUUCCAUUUGUUCGACCCCUACCCCCCGCCCUCCGAGGACCCCGAUCCCAAAGCCGAGGAAUCCAAAGCGGCAGCAAAGUCCGAUGCGAAGGCUAAGGAAGACGAAGGGAAAAAGGGAAAUCCAGUCGCCAGUUGGACUCUGUAUCGUUCCAUGGACGCUCUGAUGCGUCGCAUAAAAAAGGUCGUCAGUUGCAAAGAAAUGGACAACCCGGAGUUCUACACGUUCGAGCUGACGUCGGUGAAGAACGCGCCGCGGCACGCUGCCAUGAAUUACAAGUUGAGCCCGCUGUUCCGGCCCGAUGAGAACCCCAACCUGCCCUACCUCAAACGCCGCAAGGUGCGUCCCGCCGUCGACGAGAAGAUGUACUGGCUCAACAUCGAGGUCAUACCCUGGUCCCGAAUGAGCCCCGUCAACGAUCUGGGCUUCGAGCGGGGGACUCCGAGGACUAAGUGGAAGGACUGGGAUAUCGAAUUCCCUGGCGAUUUGUACUCCCUCUGGGGAACCAUCCAUCCGUUAGACACUAGAUUUAGUGAGAAAAAUAGAGGACAACAAUACUUGGCCACCAGUGUCGUCGCACUAAUGAUGACUGAAGCGUGCAACUUCAGCGCAUGGACCGGUAGUUUCCUCGACGGAAUCGUUAAAGGCGGAGAUAUGUAUCACACUAAGUGCCUACAGAAAAUAGGCGGUAAUAAAAACCAUGAGAUCUCCUUGACCGAUUUGAGUCCCAAAUUCGACGAUAUGUUCCCAUACAGUUUUUCGGUUAGGUUUGAUAAAGUUAUAUUCGGGUUCGUUUAUAACAUGUUUCCGGAUCGUUUUAAUUUGAGUAAGGCGUUGUCUUACUUUUUUGAGAAGAAUAAACUGGGGAUUUUGACCAGUCCGAGCAAAAACUUGGCUUUCGGUAAGAGUAAAGGGUCGUAUUUCAUGUACGACUGCCAGAGUUUCGGCGCCCCGGUGUUCAGCCCGGGCCAGGGCGCCUCCUACAUGCUCAAGUGCGAGAGCCUCAACAGACUCGUGUACUGCAUGACCAUGACCCUCAACUUCAGAAGACAUGGCCAACAAUUCCACUUGUAUAGCGCAUCUGUAUCAUUGAGUGAAAGAAGCAAAUGAUAACGUGAGUCUGUAACGCAAUUAUCAGUGACAAAUAAAACUUUUUUUU
Messenger RNA from Plodia interpunctella (Indianmeal moth), 5575 nucleotides. RefSeq lists its product as uncharacterized. NCBI's taxonomy places the organism in Eukaryota, Metazoa, Arthropoda, Insecta, Lepidoptera, Pyralidae. Bases 136 to 5526 code for a protein of 1796 amino acids. The record is from RefSeq and is a predicted model, not a curated record. The transcript is spliced from 23 exons.